CCGGGCAUAGACUAGUGGUGGGGUAUCCUCAAGCCUGAAACAUUGCGAGCAUCCAACGCUCUGAGCCCAUACCAUCAUUACCGUUAACUCUUUCUCGAGCUUCCUUCCCCGUUUCUGUGUGACUGUCUCCGUCACCCUCUCACACAGGCAGAGGCAGAGAGGUUGCUAGAGGCAGUGAAUAGGGCAUUACUAGCGUCGUCUCUUUCUCUGUUUCUCUAAAACACGAUGCUUUAUCCCCGGCCACCGCUCCAUUUUUCUUUUCUCGCCAUCUUUCUCUUCCUUACCCUCCCACACGCAGCUUCUCACUCUCACUUUUCCUUUUCACUCCUCCGAGAUCAACCCAUUCCAGUGGGAGAAAGCGAGGACAGUAUUGUGGGUUUUUACCAGAAGACUUUGCCAGAAAGGUCCCUCCUCUUAGAUGAUAUAGCGGCCGAACCAUUUGAGAACUCGCCCAUUCCAUUUGAGAACUCCCCCAUCCCAUUUGAGAAUUCACCCAUUCCAUUAGCUGCUGAGAGAACACGAAGAAAUGACCCUCUUAAUGGGUUCAAAAAGUACACCAACGGAUGGAACAUCAGAGACCGCCAUUACUGGGCUUCUGUAGCAUCUACUGCCGUUCCUGUAUUUGUUGUCGCUGCAAUCUGGUUCCUGGGCUUUGGCGUGUGCUUAUUGCUCAUAUGUCUCUGUUGCUGCUUUCCUAAAAGAGAGCCUUAUGGUUAUUCUCCAGCAUGUUAUGCUGCUUCCCUCAUUCUCCUCAUAUUAUUCUCGUUUGUAGCAAUGAUUGGAUGUUUCAUUCUCUAUGUUGGUCAGGGAAGCUUUCAUCAUAGUACCACAACAACAUUGGAGUAUGUUGUAGGUCAGGCUGAUUCUGCUGUGGGUAAACUCAGAAAUGUAUCUGACUAUCUUGCUCAAGCUAAACAGGUUGGAAUUGAUAGAGUUUUUCUCCCCACUAAUGUUCAAACUGAUAUCGAUGACAUCCAAGCGAAGAUCAAUGCUUCUGCUGGCACACUCGCUGAUCAAACUGAGAAAAAUGCAGAUGACAUCCAAGAUCUCUUAGAUUCUGUAAGGGUGGCGCUUAUCAUAAUAGCUGCUGUUAUGCUACUCUUGACAUUUCUCGGAUUUUUGUUCUCCAUCUUUGGACUACAGGUUCUCGUGUACAUCUUGGUGAUCGCAGGAUGGAUUUUGGUUACAGGUACCUUUAUUUUAUGUGGCUUCUUCCUCCUUCUCCACAAUGUGACAGCAGACACUUGUGUAGCUAUAGAUCAAUGGACUCAGUUUCCCACUGAACAUACAACGAUGGAUGAAAUUCUGCCAUGUUUGGACAAUACCACCGCGCAAGAAACCUUGUCAAGAAGCAAAGAAGUAACCUCUGAACUAGUCAACUUGGUUAACCAGGUCAUCACCAACGUAUCGAACAUAAAUUUCGCCCCCAACUUCACCCCACUCUACUAUAAUCAAUCUGGCCCCCUCAUGCCUCUCCUCUGCAACCCUUUUCACCCUGACAUGACAGAUCGCCAAUGCGACCCUGGUGAAGUUACCUUAAGCAAUGCAACUCAGGUGUACAGUAACUUCGUGUGUCAGGUCUCGCCAAAUGAGAUAUGCAUGACACAAGGGCGUUUGACCCCUUCAUUCUAUAACCAAGUAUCUGCUGGAAUCAACACAGGGAAUGCAUUGUAUAACUAUGCUCCAUCCCUGGUCGACCUUCAAAACUGUAACUUUGUUCGAGAAACAGUCGGUGAGAUAUCUCAGGAUCACUGUCCUGAUCUACGACGGUACAGCAAAUGGGUGUAUGCUGGGUUGGUAAUGGUGGCCACCGCGGUGAUGUUGUCGCUAGUGUUCUGGGUUAUUUUUGGGAGGGAGCGUCGCCAUCGCCUGCAGUCAAAAGAGUUAACGCCUGCACCACCACCGGCACGACCCCGACCCCGACCACGAAUUCCUCGAGAGGACAAAAAUAAUAUGGCACUAGUACCUAGUACUUGACCUCUUUCCACAAGAACAAAUAGAUGUGAACAAACCCAGUUUAGCUUCAAUUUCACGGCUUUUCUUGUCUUUUUCGUUAGGCCCGAAAUUCUGUCAAGUACUUUUUCACGUCAGCGUAGAGGCCCUACUUGGAAUACCGUCUCCGCCAUGUUUGGGGUAAGCAAUUCAUUGAGCCCGGCCCACAAUUGACACUGUUGAAUUCGAAUCAAUUAACGAAUCUGUUGUUCCA
This is a messenger RNA of Prosopis cineraria, 2206 nucleotides long. RefSeq lists its product as uncharacterized. NCBI's taxonomy places the organism in Eukaryota, Viridiplantae, Streptophyta, Magnoliopsida, Fabales, Fabaceae. Gene Ontology annotation, cellular component: plasma membrane; plasmodesma. The record is from RefSeq and is a predicted model, not a curated record. The transcript has 9 exons. The coding region runs from base 226 to 1977 and encodes 583 amino acids.